Messenger RNA from Temnothorax curvispinosus, 2859 nucleotides. RefSeq names its product potassium channel subfamily K member 18-like. NCBI's taxonomy places the organism in Eukaryota, Metazoa, Arthropoda, Insecta, Hymenoptera, Formicidae. Bases 1189 to 2775 code for a protein of 528 amino acids. The record is from RefSeq and is a predicted model, not a curated record. Gene Ontology annotation, biological process: potassium ion transmembrane transport; stabilization of membrane potential. Gene Ontology annotation, cellular component: membrane. The transcript has 6 exons. Gene Ontology annotation, molecular function: potassium ion leak channel activity.
GCCGUUACUACGGGGGUGCGUCCGUACGUAAAAGCCGGCGUACGCUCCUCGCCAACGACUCGCUCGUCGUCGUCGCUCGGCUCGGCUCGGCUCGGUCUGUACCUGUACCUGUUCGCAUUUCGUUCGCGCCGACUUGCCGACUUCGCAAUUAUUGCUUCGUCUUGUUUCGUCUUUUCGAUCGAAGCUCGACCGCGGCAGCGGCCGCGCCGACCGCGCGACCUCGAUUCGAAUCUCGUCGAUUUCGUCGAUCUCGUCGCCCGUGCCGUUGCCGUCGUCGCCGUCGUCGCCAAGCUCGUCUCGAAUCGCUGAAACGCUCUAUCGCUCACCACCGACGCGACGCGACAGUUCGGUGUCGGCAUUGUCGGCUUGAUAUUCACUAACAGCGAGUUUCAAGUUUCAAGUUGCAACGUAUCCCAAUGUUGAGACAUGACAGUUGUUUUAAGCGUGAAAAGUUUUACGAAAUAUAAUAGCUUUACGGAAAUGUUUGUUGGAUUUUGCCCCAACCACCAGUGUAUCUGCUACGAGGAGUGAUUUCUAGAGGAAGCUAGAGAAGGAUCUGCGGGAACAGACGGCCGCGAACGAGGACACCCUCGUCCUUGUCCAUAGAGUGAAGCUCGAUAGCUCUAUCGAGCUCGCCUACGUCCGGGACGGCAAUUUAGUUAACGACGUUUACUACGUUUAGUAUAGCGAGAAAGUGCAUUCAACCAUCGCUGCGACAAUCGCUGCGAGACUCGAUCGUCGUCAACGAAUCUUCUUUAAUCGAGAAUCGAAAACAUAGUGAAGGAUUUACAGUAUACCUAUAGUGAAGGAUUUGCAUGCGCGCGCGACUUAAUUCUCCUACCUGGUCAUGGACUUUCGUUGACGAAUUACAAUUUGACAAUGACUCUUUCGCAUUAAAUUCUACUAGCGUGAAUAUUAGAAUAUUAGAAUAGCUGUUGCUGACAUGAUGAUUCUUAGAAGAUAAAACGAGAUGGAACUUGAAUUUCGAACAGAGUCAAGCAGCCUCGCACCGGGUGGAUGGCGACGACGACGGUCGUAGGACGGCGACGGUAGAACGACGUUAGAACGUUACCGCUUGCGGCUGCAGUUGCGGCGUCAUCGGUCGCUGCACCUGCAGCUGCGGCGGUGGCGGUGGCGGCAGCAGCGCAGGUGGCCGCGGCGGCGACGAUAUAAUCAGAGGACGAAACGAUGCAGAACACCGGCGACUAUUAUCAAAGGGCGCCGAGAUGUUGUCCCGGUAGAAGUGGCAACAACAACAACAACAAUAGCGCGAGCGGCAUCGCGGGCGGAUCGGUCCGAGGCGCGGAACUGCUCUGCUGUUGUUGCAGUUGCAGCACCGCUACCUCGACCAAGACUCCGGGGCUGCUGGCGAGCCUUGGCGUGUGUGUACUCGUCCUUGGCUACACCCUGCUCGGCGCGUUCGCCUUUAUGGCCCUCGAGGGAGGCCUCAAAUCGGAUUCACUAACCGAGGUUGCACCCUCGAAACCUGAUGGAGCUUCCUACGUGCCGCCCAACCUGGAGAAUGACUCCGCCGCCACGGAAUUGAGAGCACGCACGGUGGAGAAACUGUGGAGCAUCACCGAGGAUCUCAACGUUCUUUACAAGGAGAAUUGGACUCGUCUGGCGGCCCGAGAAGUCCUCGAGUUCCAGGAGAAUCUAGCUCGCGGCCUCAGGCGCACCUCGUACGAGCAGAUGCCACCGUUACCUCCGCGGUCCCGAGACCAUCACAGCGCGGAUAGACGGCUGCACAGUCGACGAUGGACUUUCAGUAGUAGCCUGCUGUAUUCUCUGACGUUGAUCACGACAAUAGGAUACGGUAGCGUAGCGCCACGCACAGUCUGGGGCCGACUGAUUACUAUAGUCUACGCCUUGGCGGGAAUCCCGCUGAUGUUGGUCUACCUAAGCACAGUGGGCGACGUGCUCGCCCGAAGCUUCCGUCGUCUGUAUGGGCGUGUGUGUCGGCAGCCGCGUAACUGUGCGCGAAAGCAACAACCGCCGCCGCCACCACCGCCAGUCGGCGGCAUAAUGGCCAAGGCAUAUCGCUACGACAAUCACGUGGAGACCAAGGGAAGUGGCAACUACUACUCGGCAAGCAGGGAAAGCUCAUGCGACGAUCUGGGUAUCCGUGGCACUGGCAGUGCGAUCCUGCUCGACUGCGGCAGCGAAGGUCUUUUGCACGCCACCACCAGUUCGACAGCCGCGCUCCAGGAUGUGACAACGGGCAACGGCAAGCGGCAUUUUCAUCCGUGCUCGCUGUCCUUAUCAUCGACCUCGUCACCGGCGUACAUGCUAGAGGCCAACCCUGUCAGGAUACCGAUCAGCCUGUGCCUGGCAAUAAUGCUGGUGUAUAUAUGCGGCGGCGCGGUCAUGUUCAACCGUCUGGAAGGUUGGAGCUUGUUGGAGGGCGGGUACUUUUGCUUCACCAGCCUUGGCACGAUCGGCUUCGGAGACCUGAUGCCGGUGGGACGUAACGCGCCCUCGACCACCCUGGAGGAGCUCAGCCUGUGCGCCUGCUCGCUCUACAUCCUCGCCGGGAUGGGCCUGAUCGCCAUGUGCUUCAACCUCGUCCAGGAGGAGGUGGUACGCGUGGUCAGGGUCUUCGGUAGAACCUGCGGCAUGUCGUCGGGCGUGGUGGUCGGACCUAUCGGUGGUACAGCAAGCGCCACUUCCGGUCUCAAGGCCGACCUUGAUGAUGGAGGCGGCACCAGCGACUCGCGAUUGUCUGAACAAGAGGAGGAGGCGAUCGCCAUGUCGAUGGUGCCGGCCGGUUCCUGACAGCAUCAGGCCAGGAGCUCCGGCGACGGCAAGCUCCUGGCCCACCCCUCGAACACUGCCAUAAAGUUGUCGCCAGGCCAUCAU